AAAUGGUUUCCUAAUCCUAUCUGUCAUGGCUGAAGGUGUGGAAUGAAUUUGUCCAAAACUAAUAACAUCAUUGUAUUACAUGUUGUAGGUGAAGGAAUAAGAAUGUUAUAGUGCCACCUUAACACGUGUUCUGGUAAUACCUAAGACGUCAGACUAAUGGGAAGGCAACAGUAAAUCAAAUAAUGUACCAUGAAAUGUUACGAAGACGACAAUAAAACUUUAAAAUUAAAUGAGACAAGUUUUUGAGCAUGUGAAAAGAACUGGAUGGGUUCUUAGCAAUGUCAACGAACCAGAAACUAUAUCAGGUCAUAUGUACCGAAUGGCAAUCAUAUCUUUCCUGCUUGAUGAAAAUGAUAAUGUUAAUAGAGACCGAGUUAUGAAGAUAUCUCUGGUUCAUGACAUGGCAGAAAGUGUAGUGGGUGACCUCACUCCACUCUGUGGAGUCUCAGAAGAAGACAAACAUACACGAGAGGUGGCAGCCAUGGAGCACUUUAUUACCUUGGUUGGAGAAAAAGCUGGCAAUGAGAUGUUCAACUUAUUUAUGGAAUAUGAAGAUCAGAAGACACCUGAGGCAAAACUUGUUAAAGACUUGGAUAGGUUCGACAUGAUUUUACAAGCCUUUGAAUAUGAAACAAGUCAGAAUCGAAUAGGAACAUUGGAAGAAUUUUUCAAGUCCACCGAAGGAAAAUUUACGCACCCCAAAGUGAAGCAGUGGGUUGAAGAAUUGUAUGAACAAAGGAAGCAGACACUGGGUGAACUUACGGAAAGUUCUUAAUUUUAUCCAGCAGUAGACUUUAUUAAUAAAAUAAUUUGUGAUAUUUGGCAUAUCUUUUUAACUUUCUUAAAUUUUAUAUUAUUUUUUACUUUUAUGUAUUAAAUUAAAUACAGUAUUACUGAAUUUAUAUGCUUAUGUUGCUAUGUGUAUCUUACCUGUCAUAAUUUACUGUCUUAACUUUUUCAUCACAUCUAUGUAAAUUAUUGUAACAAUUUUCUUUUCAAUUAUGAAAAUUAAUUUCCGAUAAAUUCUAAAUGAAACAUUUACAGUAUUGUAUAGGUAUUCCUCGCUUAACGAAUGGGUUAGUUCCUGGAAAACUAUUCAUUAUGUGGAUUUUAAUAACUCAAAUAAUAGAACAAAUAGGAAAAUAGGGUUCGGUUCUUCACCGACAAAGAAACCCAAUAUUAUUACCCCCAAAAUAUGAAAUUGCUUCAUGAACAAAAAACCUACACAACUAAUGAAAAAUAGUGCAGUACCUGUACUGUAUCCAGUAACACUACUUCACUACCUAACACAUUUAAAACAUUAAUAAAACACUGAGUUCUAUCUAUAUGAAAAUGUGCAGCUAAAACCAUCAAGAAAAGCUAAAUAAAAGUUUAAUACAGCCGUUAUUUGCACAAUAUGCAGCCAUAUGGCCUCAAAGCUCCCCAUAGCAACUCAGCCCAGCUUGGAUGCUGCCUCCGCUUAGAUCUGGGGUUAUCAUCAUUAAGCGAGAAUACACUGCUGCCCAUCUCUCAUAAGAUUGCUGCCCCAGCUGACUCCCAAGGCACACAAUUUACAUUUUUGCUGGGACCCAAAUUCGUAUUAGCAGGGGAAGCUUUUAUUAGAUGAAAAAGAGGUGUUAACUUAGUUAAUUUUUAUAAGCGAAUUUUCUUAUCUUGAACCUUCAUUAAACGAGGGAUAUGACAACAGACAAAGGGUUUUGACAACCCUACCGACACAACAGGAAUCUGUGUUCAUUCUGACAUCCAUUGGCCCCCACCUUACAGAUACUUUCUGUAGCAAGUGUACAGGACUCUCACUUUUGAAUCAAGUCAAAGCCGUAUGUGGAGAUACCCGGUACUUUUAUCUCUAACCAGAUGUAAUUUGAUAUCAGUGACAUCAGGCAAAAAGUGAUUUAGUACAUCCUUGUAACUUUUGGAAACAAAUGAGUGUGUCUCAUUUGUUUAUGUAUUUAUUUAUUUAUUUGACACCAAAUACCAUCAUAGUAAAGAACUAUUUACUCACACAUCUUUAUCCAUGAAUUUAUUACUUCAACAUAAAUCUAUUCUCAGAACAAGAUGUCACUUGCUAAGUUUUCUUAACCCUUAAAUUGUGGCCAAGGAUUCUCUAAUUUGCCUCCGUAUGCAGAAUAUGGAACACAAAGGAACGUAAGUCACUGUCGCCUACCGCUAACAUCCAAUGAUAAUGGCCACCAUUUAAGGGUUAACCAUUAUUAGCUAUCAGUUAUCAUAUACUUUUGUUUAUAAAGCAGCAACUUUUUGAAAACCUGUCAUUUAUAUUUAAAUUGUAUUAUAUUAUUUACCAUUACUUUACAGUUACUACUUACUUGUGUCACAAUUUCGUGCAGACAUAUCUACUUUCCCCAUAAAUGUUUCAGUUACAUAUCAUCUCUGAAUCAUUAGGAAACUGCUAUGAACUCUUGAAAUUACAGUAGUGGCUAAUAAAGGCAGCAUGCAAUAUAAAAAAUAAAAAAAUUAUUGGA
Messenger RNA from Homarus americanus (American lobster), 2480 nucleotides. RefSeq names its product 5'-deoxynucleotidase HDDC2-like. The record is from RefSeq and is a predicted model, not a curated record. The transcript has 4 exons. Bases 230 to 775 code for a protein of 181 amino acids. Gene Ontology annotation, molecular function: 5'-deoxynucleotidase activity. Gene Ontology annotation, cellular component: cytoplasm. NCBI's taxonomy places the organism in Eukaryota, Metazoa, Arthropoda, Malacostraca, Decapoda, Nephropidae.